UAGAGAAACGUUAGUGAACUCUGAUACUCUGCUGCACUCCAUCUGUUAGCGUGUCAGCACCAAAAUGGCAACAUCCAUGGAUUCGAUCAGUUGUUCGAUCUGCCUGGAUCCACUGAAGGAUCCUGUGGCUAUUCCCUGUGGACACAGCUACUGUAUGGGUUGUAUUAAGGAUCACUGGGAUCAGGAUUACCAGAAGGGUGUCUACAGCUGCCCACAGUGCAGACAGACUUUCAUUCCAAGGCCUGUUCUAAACACAAACACUUUGCUGGCUGAAUUGGUGGAGAGUCUAAAGAAAACAGGGCUUCAAGCUGCUCCUCCUGCUCACUGUUAUGCUGGACCUGGAGAUGUGGAGUGUGACGUCUGCACUGGGAGUAAACUCAUAGCCGUCAAGUCCUGUCUGGAGUGUCUGGCCUCUUACUGUGAGACUCACCUUCAACUUCACUAUGAAUCACCUACAUUUAAGAAGCACAAGCUGGUCAAAGCCUCCACACAGCUACAGGAGAAGAUUUGCUCUCGUCAUGACAAGCUGCUGGAAAUGUACUGCCGUACCGAUCAGCAAAUUAUCUGUUACCUCUGUAUGAUAGGUGAUCAUAAAGGCCACGAUACAGUGUCAGCUGAAUCAGAAAGGGCUGAGAGACAGACCUCCAUGUGGUAUGGGCAUUGACUUAGUUGGUGAACUAGCGUCAUGUAGAAAUGAUGCCACCUUUCAGAAGAUAAGGCCUGAACCCAAGACCAGAGAAGAGUUAUUGGAAUAUUCCUGCCAGCUCACAUUGGAUCCCAACACAGCUAAUAACUGGCUGUGUCUGUCAGGGGGGAAUAGGAAGGUGACGUGGAGUCCAUGGAGUAAUAAGGCCCAGCCUUAUCCUGACCAUCCAGACAGAUUUUCCACCUAUGA
Molecule: messenger RNA, 895 nt
Organism: Oncorhynchus gorbuscha (pink salmon)
Lineage: Eukaryota; Metazoa; Chordata; Actinopteri; Salmoniformes; Salmonidae
Product: E3 ubiquitin/ISG15 ligase TRIM25-like
Exons: 3
Coding region: 65-664 (199 amino acids)
Molecular function (GO): zinc ion binding
Source: RefSeq, a predicted model, not a curated record